Messenger RNA from Nematostella vectensis (starlet sea anemone), 1932 nucleotides. Its product is annotated as eukaryotic translation initiation factor 3 subunit D. Gene Ontology annotation, cellular component: eukaryotic translation initiation factor 3 complex; cytoplasm. Gene Ontology annotation, biological process: translational initiation. The transcript has 14 exons. Bases 44 to 1735 code for a protein of 563 amino acids. Gene Ontology annotation, molecular function: translation initiation factor activity. The record is from RefSeq and is a predicted model, not a curated record. NCBI's taxonomy places the organism in Eukaryota, Metazoa, Cnidaria, Anthozoa, Actiniaria, Edwardsiidae.
AAUUGUACCACGUGAUUGAAAAGGGGAAGAAGCUAAAAUCAAAAUGGCCGGCAAAGCCAAAUUUUGUGCGCCUGAAAUACAAGAUAAUCCCGAUGGAUGGGGCCCUUGUAGCGUGCCAACCGCCUUCAAGGAUAUCCCAUACCAGCCUUUCUCUAAGGCUGACCGGCUAGGCAAGGUAUCUGAUUGGACGGGGUCAGUAUAUCAGGACAGGCGAUAUGCUAAUAAGUACCAGUCUCAAUUUGGAACUGGAAACCAGAUGUUCUCUUAUUACCAUGAGGAGGAUGAGACGUCUUUUCAACUUGUGGACACAUCACGUACCCAGAGACCUGGGUAUAUGAGGAAUAGGAACCGCUUUAACCAACGUGGUGGUUACCGACGUGACAACCGAGGAGGCCGCUUUCAAGGACAAGGAGGCAAUAUGGGAAUGCAAAAUCUCUCCAGGGGACGUGACACUCGAAAUAAAUUCCAGCGUAAAAUGCAGAGGAAUUGGGGCGGUGGCCGGCAUUGGUCUGACAAGAAAACAGGGGGCAUGCACAAGAGAGUUGCCUCAGUUACUGUGCGUGAGGAAUGGAAAGUUCUGGAAGAUGGUGAGCUGGACUUCCCUCGUCUUUCAAAGCUGAACUUGCCAAAUGUGGAGGAACCUGAAACCUUGUAUGAAUGUGGCUCCGUGGAGUAUUAUGAUAAGGCGUAUGACCGUGUCACCACCAAAAAUGAGGUGCCGCUAGUUGGCGUCAACAGGGUCUUUCACAAAGUGACCACCACUGAUGACCCAAUCAUUAGUAAGCUUCUGUCUCAAGGCAAUGUGUUUGCUACCGAUGCCAUUAUCUCCACCCUUAUGACCUGUACCCGAUCAAACUACUCCUGGGAUAUAGUUGUUCAACGUGUUGGCUCAAAACUGUUUUUUGACAAGCGGGAUGAUUCCGAAUUUGACCUCCUGACCGUUGGUGAGACUGCUAAUGACUUGAAUAUUGAUGAGACCAGUGGAAUCAACACGCCAACCAACCUAUCCUUGGAAGCCACCUUCAUCAACCAGAAUUUCUCCCAACAAGUUCUGAAGAGAGGAGAGGUGAAAACCUUCGACCAUCCCAACCCUUUCGUGACAGAUGAAGAUGAUAGUACUGUAGCCUCCGUUUGCUAUAGGUAUCGCAAAUGGGACCUAGGCGACGGAAUCCAACUUAUCGUGAGAUGUGAACAUGACGCCAUUAUGCAAGGACCCCGGGGAGAGACCUGCCUUGUGAACAUCAAGACUCUGAAUGAAUGGGACCCCAAGAUGACUGGGGUGGACUGGAGGCAAAAACUGGACUCUCAGCGAGGCGCUGUUCUUGCCACUGAGCUCAAGAACAACAGCUGUAAGCUGGCCAAGUGGACUGCAAAUUCCAUUCUAGCAGGCUCUGAGUACCUCAAAUUAGGGUACGUCUCUCGGGUCAAUUUCCUGGACACCUCAAAGCACACUAUUCUCGGAACUCAGCAGUUCCGCCCAAGAGAGUUUGCCACACAGAUUGCUCUGAACAUGGACAAUGCUUGGGGUGUCUUGCGCUGUAUCAUCGAUAUUUGCAUGAAGCAGCCAGAGGGCAAAUUACUCAUCCUCAAAGACCCUUCAAAGGGCGUUAUUCGUAUCUACGACAUCCCCAACAGCACCUUCGAGACCGACGAGGAAGAUGACGACGACGACGAAGACGACGUGGAAAAUGACGAUGGGGAUGACGAAAAAGACGAAGGUGACGGUGAAGACUGAACAGCGUCAGAUGGAUGUUGGCAGAGUGAAAUAAUGCGGUUCUCGCAUAACUGUCCCCCCCCUACCCCCCUUCGUCCCACCCAGAGACCCCGAUAACUCUCUAUACACGUAUGAACAUAUUGCCCUAUGUAGCUCUCGUCCAACUCUGUCUAAACCUCACUGAUACCAAAAUGAUAAAAUAAAGCCCAUCAGAAAAA